Molecule: messenger RNA, 402 nt
Organism: Metarhizium acridum CQMa 102
Lineage: Eukaryota; Fungi; Ascomycota; Sordariomycetes; Hypocreales; Clavicipitaceae
Source: RefSeq, a predicted model, not a curated record
AUGGGUGUGACUGGCAUCUCCACGGUUACGCUGCCCUCGUCGGCCGAGUUCAGCCUCGCAGCAAAGGAUGGUCAAAUGUACAAAAUCCAGGCGUCGUGGCCGAUGGAGUGGCGAAGCAGACAAGGUCACGAACACGUAGCCGUGCCAUACGCCGUCGACGGCAACGCCAUGUUCCUGACAGCAGCAGAGGCGGCCUGGCGAAGAGCCACUGGUCCUCAUUACAAAGGCGGAUGCGUCGUCGUCAGCAUCGGAUAUCCCCUGAAGGGAGCUGUAUUCAGCCCAAGACGAAACUACGACUUGACACCCCCUAGUCCUUCGGCACCAGUAGGGUUCGGCGGCGCAGAGCACUUUCUCGACUUUGUUCAAUACACGUUGAAGCCGUUGAGAGGGAAGAGCUUUUGA